AUGCCGGAUCUCAAUUCGGUACCACCAUCGCCUCGCGUACUGGCAGCCUCGCGGCAGUCGUCGUCCGCUUCCAUUGCAGGCAUUGCCGCUGCCGUACCCAGCUCAUCCAACACCAACCCUCCACCGCCGUCCGCUACGUCGACCACGUCCGCUACCACACAGAUGCCUCCUCCGCCUGUUCCGACCUCUCCUUCCUCCAUCCACGUCUUUCCCUCGAACCAGAUGGCCGUUGAUCAAGGCACGCAACUCAACCCCUCGUCUCUGCCGUCGCCUUUCCUCCCGCCGCCCUUGUCACUCGCCAGUGGCGGCGGCGGGCCUGUUCCACUCAGCGAUGGACCAGGCGUGGGCCCAGGCCCAGGGCCUUUGCGUCACCCGCGGCCGCUGACGACAGCUGAGCUACACAUGCAGCUGGAGAAGGAACAGGAGGCCGUGGUCAACCGCCUGACGCGCGAGCUUACACUUCUCCGGGCGCAGAACGCCUCAGUCGUGUCAAACGCUUCCUCCACGUCCGCGAGCGGCCUAUCCGACGCAGCUGCGACAGCUGCCGGCGUACCCUCCACGGGUGGCCCGUCAUCGGCCCCGUCCAUGUCUGCCUCUGGUGGACCGACGGACCACUCCCUCUUCUCGGGUACCAGUGGCUUCUCGAUCCCCUCGUCAACCGGCCGCCAUAGCCGUACCUACUCCAAUACCAGUACGCGCAGCCAGACGGCGACCGCGGCCAAUGCACCAUCCGUCGUCGGCAUCACAGCACCGGCGCCCAUACGACCCCAAGCGCCCAAUCUAAGCCGACAGAACAGCACGGCUUCGCGCCGCAGCCGCGCCAACUCGCCCGGGCCGUCGUCCUCGUCGGUGUCGCACUCCUAUACGACCCCGUCGCACAUUGCCGACGCCGCCGCAUCGGGCUCUGGCAUGGCCGUGUAUUACCAGCAGCAACAACAACAACGGCCUGGUGCAGCUACUCCGUCUGCCAGCGACAUGUCGCCUGCGCUGAUGCCGGGUACGGCGCGCUAUGAAGAGACGGCAUUUUACCGGGCGGAACUGGAGAACGUCAAGCGGGAGAACGAGGCUCUACGGCGCCGUAUCCGCGAGCUGGAGCGUGCCGCUGCGGCCACGACCGCCAGCCCUGGACAGCAACAGCAACAGCAACAACAGCCGCCGUCGUCGCACCAUCAUCACAGUCACCGCGGCGGUGCAAAUCGGGAGCGCCGUGAACGCCGGUCGAGCGAUGCGAGCCGAGGCCGCAGCGAGAGUGUCAGCACGACGGCGAGUAUGAGUGUCCAGUCGCCGGGGUCGGUGCCGGCCGUCUCGUCGUCGGCGUCGCUCUCGGCGCUGGCUGGGUCCUCCUUGCCCACGCCUGGCUCCAUGUCGGCGACGGGAGCAACAGCGGCGACUUCGCAGUCUGCAUCUGCUGCCGGUGGUGGUGCGAGCGGAGGCGGCGUGGGCAUUGCCGGCCGUCGGGAGAGCGGCCGCGAGCGCGUGACCAGCGUGCUCAGCGUGGCUGGUAGUGUGGCCGGCAGUGUUGGCGUGGGCGUGCCCGAGGACGAGGUGCGUGUGGGCGAGAGUGCUGCGAGUGCUGGACUGCGUGGCCAGGAGAGCAGCAGCGGCACCAACUAA
This is a messenger RNA of Sporothrix brasiliensis 5110, 1614 nucleotides long. RefSeq lists its product as uncharacterized. The record is from RefSeq and is a predicted model, not a curated record. The transcript has a single exon. The coding region runs from base 1 to 1614 and encodes 537 amino acids. NCBI's taxonomy places the organism in Eukaryota, Fungi, Ascomycota, Sordariomycetes, Ophiostomatales, Ophiostomataceae.